CAACACAAAAACAACACUCCUACUUCUUUUCUCCCUGCUCUGUGUAACUCUGUUCACUCUGCGCCCAUUUUCAUGAAUACAUAUAUUUAUAUCAGAACACGUAUCACACCAAACCUUUUUUUUUACCCUCCUCCUGUUUUACUUUCUCUGACCUCGGUAAACGUUUUUUUCACUUUCCCUUCCCUUAUUCCGUACAUGUCACUCCCUAUAAAAACACAACAGAGUGAAAAGUUAUAGUAGUAGUGAGAAACUUUAUUACUGCAGUCAAACUCUAACUUUUGGUCCUCUCCAACAAAAAAAAAAAACAAACAAUCCGUAAUGACAAUAUCCCAUUUGCUAUUCAAUACACUACUAAUACUAUUUUCUGUCUUCAUAUUUAUCCAGUAAAACAAAUAAAUUAUUAAAUAUAGAUAAAAGAGCUCAAACUUAUUAUUACUUCCGUUCAUUAUCCUUCUAUCAGUUUAAGAGAGUGUACUGUACAAGAAAAUAAACAAAGCGAUCAGUGGGGAGUGUACGGUGUCGGUUCAACCAACUAGCUCUCGAGACACAAAUUUUGCCGUCGAUUAAUUUGUUCAGCUUGAUGGACGGCGGAGAUUCGAUAGUCAGCUCAGCUUCCAAGUCCGAAACAUGCAAGAGCCACAAGGAAGCAGAGAGGAGACGCAGGCAGCGAAUUAAUGCCCAUCUCUCUACUCUCCGCUCUCUCCUUCCUAACAUUACCAAGACGGACAAAGCUUCUUUGCUAGCGGAGGUGGUGCAUCGGGUAAAGGAGCUGCGUGAAAAGGUUGCUGAGGUGGUGCGUAAGGAUGGAGAAAUUUGGUGCGGUGGCACUGGUGGCUCGGAACCUGACUCGUGGCCGUUUCCGACCGAGUCGGACGAGGCGAGUUUGAGCUACUGUGAGGGAGGAGAUACAAAGCUGGUUAAGGCGACCGUGUGCUGCGAGGACAGACCGGGUCUGACCCGAGACAUGGGUCGGGCUAUCCGGUCUGUGCGGGCGAUGCCGGUUCGGGCCGAGAUGAUGACGGUUGGGGGGCGGAGUAAGAACGUGGUUGUGAUGCAAUGUGGCGGUGGGGAAGAAGAUCUUAGGGCCUUGAGAAGGGCUUUGAAAGCUGUUGUGGAGAAUCGGGUUCCGGGUUCUGGACAGGACCAAUCCGGUUCUGGGAAUAAGCGGGCUCGGCUCUAUGGUUCGGUUAACGAAGGCGAUUAUGAACUUUUAUUAACUGAAAAUUAUGUGUAAUAUAUUUUGUUAAAAAACAAAUUAUAUAAUCUUUCUCGUUCUUAGGAAAGUCCAAAAAUCACUUACUGAUAAAAUAUAUAUUUAUAUAAAGUAUACAACUCAAGGAACGAUUGGUAAUGUUUUCAGAAAAAAAAAAAGAAAAAAAAGGAACGAUUGGUAAUUUGGUA
Messenger RNA from Cannabis sativa, 1401 nucleotides. Its product is annotated as transcription factor bHLH30. The coding region runs from base 581 to 1234 and encodes 217 amino acids. The record is from RefSeq and is a predicted model, not a curated record. Gene Ontology annotation, biological process: regulation of DNA-templated transcription. Gene Ontology annotation, molecular function: protein dimerization activity; DNA-binding transcription factor activity. The transcript has 2 exons. NCBI's taxonomy places the organism in Eukaryota, Viridiplantae, Streptophyta, Magnoliopsida, Rosales, Cannabaceae.